This is a messenger RNA of Drosophila eugracilis, 1198 nucleotides long. RefSeq names its product methyl-CpG-binding domain protein 3 (gene MBD-like). The record is from RefSeq and is a predicted model, not a curated record. Bases 65 to 1075 code for a protein of 336 amino acids. Gene Ontology annotation, molecular function: DNA binding. NCBI's taxonomy places the organism in Eukaryota, Metazoa, Arthropoda, Insecta, Diptera, Drosophilidae. The transcript is spliced from 3 exons.
CGGGCACAUUGCUGCUAGCCAGACGCUGCUUUUGUGGAAUUGUUAAUUAUUUACUUCGGCGAGCAUGCAAAUGAACCCGAGCGUUACAAUCGAGCGCAAACGCGUCGACUGCAGUGUCCUGCCAAAAGGAUGGCAGCGCGAGGAGGUCCGCAAAUCGGGCAAUAGCUCCAAUAGCAACGCCAGCAGCAACAACAACAGCAGCACCACCACAGCCAGCAACAACAACAAUAACAAGGUGGAUGUUUUCUACUACAGUCCCACAGGAAAAAGGGCGGAGGGAAAGCCGCAGGAUAUUACAAUCCCUGAUUUCCAAUCCGGAAAGAUGCAACAACGGGCCCUGCCCUCGCCAUCUAUUUCACUGUAUCGCUGCAGUGCCAUGCCGCUACCCUUGACCAGUGGCGGUGGAAAUGGUUCCACUACCGGAUCGCAGGCCAAUGCUCUCAAGCGCAAGUUUGCCAGGAGCCAAGGAGGCACUGCUACAGCAGGAGGUGCUGCUCCUCCGGCCGUGGUCCCGUUAUCAACAGCUGCAGCCUCAUCUGCAUCACCAUCAACGACCAAUCGCCAGCAGCAACAGAACGAACUCAGCCGAGCCCUGCGCACAGAUGUCUCCCUGGUGCCGCCAAUCCGACAGACUGCAUCGAUCUUCAAGCAACCGGUGACGGCAAUUCGCAAUCACAGUCAGGAUCCUGCCAAAGUGAAGCAUGAUACCAAGCAUGGCACUCGAGAGAAGCCCAAACAGCUCUUCUGGGAGAAGCGGCUGGAAAGACUCCGCGCCUGCCACGACAGCGGGGAGGAGCUUGACGACAUCUCACUGCCCAAGACCAUACGCACCGUUGGCCCGAAUGUCAACGAACAGACCGUCCUCCAGUCGGUGGCUACGGCACUACAUAUGCUCAAUGCCGGCGUCCACGGCCAGAGCUCCACGAAGGCUGACUUGACCAAGAAUGCGAUGGCAUUCAUGAAUCCCGAACAGCCGCUAAUGCACGCGGUAAUCAUCUCAGAGGACGACAUACGCAAGCAGGAGGACCGGGUCGGUGUGGCGCGGCGAAAGCUGCAGGACGCGCUCAAGACAUGAGUGCGUUGGAUACCCCUCAUGCAUCUACCAAUUCCACUGUAGACUCUAACUUCUCUAUCGUAUUGACCCCUAUUCGAAAUUUACAUUUAAGACUAGUGAGUAAUAAACCAAAACCAACUCCAA